UGAGCCACCUGCUUACAGGUUGAGAAGGCCCAACCCGAAGAGCAAAGGUACCACAUCCAUGCCCAUGGCCCUGCCGGAGGGCCCAGCAGAUGGCAGCCUCCCCGAAGGAGACUCCAGCCCAUGUGCAGGCACUCCAGGACCCAGCCAGGGCCUAGCCAGCCCCAUUGCCCGCAGGCGGGCCCUCCUCCGUGAGUUGGAGGCCCAGGUGCAGGCUGCCUACGGGCAGGACCGGGAGCUGAGACCGGAGGAGAUUGAAGAGCUUCAGGUCGCCUUCCAGGAGUUUGACCGAGACCGUGAUGGCUAUAUCGGCUACCGGGAGCUGGGUGCCUGCAUGCGGACGCUGGGCUACAUGCCCACAGAGAUGGAGCUCAUUGAGAUAUCACAACAAAUCAGUGGUGGGAAGGUGGAUUUUGAAGAUUUUGUGGAGCUGAUGGGCCCCAAGCUGCUGGCAGAGACGGCAGACAUGAUUGGCGUGAGGGAGCUCCGAGACGCCUUCCGAGAGUUUGACACAAACGGGGAUGGUUGCAUCAGCGUAGGGGAGCUCCGGGCUGCCCUCAAGGCUCUGCUGGGAGAACGCCUCAGCCAACGGGAGGUUGAUGAAAUACUCCAAGACAUUGACCUCAAUGGAGACGGCCUGGUUGACUUUGAAGAAUUUGUUCGGAUGAUGUCUCGAUGAGCCGGUAUAGAAGCUGGAGUGGACCAGCGUGGAGGACCACAGCCUCUGAGCUGCAGAGGAUUCGUGUGUUCCAUGAAGCUCAUUGUGUACAGACUGUGUGCCCCUCCUCCCCAUCCCUGCCUGGGCACAGUGCCCUCGCCGGUCAUCGCCCUGUACCUCUCCCUGGUUUUCUGGCAAUAAAGCAUCUUCCAACUUG
Acomys russatus (golden spiny mouse) is the source of this 872-nucleotide messenger RNA. Its product is annotated as calcium-binding protein 2. Bases 59 to 676 code for a protein of 205 amino acids. The record is from RefSeq and is a predicted model, not a curated record. Lineage: Eukaryota; Metazoa; Chordata; Mammalia; Rodentia; Muridae. The transcript is spliced from 6 exons. Gene Ontology annotation, molecular function: calcium ion binding.